Molecule: messenger RNA, 758 nt
Organism: Toxorhynchites rutilus septentrionalis
Lineage: Eukaryota; Metazoa; Arthropoda; Insecta; Diptera; Culicidae
Gene: ND-18
Product: NADH dehydrogenase [ubiquinone] iron-sulfur protein 4, mitochondrial
Exons: 4
Coding region: 105-662 (185 amino acids)
Biological process (GO): electron transport chain
Source: RefSeq, a predicted model, not a curated record
ACCAUCAAAACAAUUUUUGACAAUUGCUCGCUGGUUACAAAUUGAUAUUUCGAUUUUCAUUAGAUUUGCUGCAAGUCUAAUUCUUUCAGUUUUCCUUCGUGAAAAUGAGUCUAUUGCUUCGAUUCGUAGCCCGUGCUACUGUUGCACCAUGGACGAAGACAGCCUUUUCCACCACGUCUAUCGUUCUGAAAGAUCCCCGUCAGCAGAAGGAAGCUCCCUUCGUGGAUGCGAAUCUGGUGAUCGCAGACGAGGAAGAACGCCGCGAACGUGAGAAACAGGCCAGUACCAUCGUUGUCCCCGUGAAGGUGGAUCUAAGCCCCAUCUCAGGUAUCCCGGAGGAACAUGUCAAAGAACGCAGGGUGCGUAUUUUCAUGCCUGCAAAGAAUGCCAUGCAGAGUGGAACGGAUAAUACACAUCACUGGAGUAUCGAGUUUGACAACCGCGAACGCUGGGAGAACCCACUGAUGGGAUGGUCUUCAUCCGGUGAUCCUCUGUCCAACAUGAGAGUAGAGUUUGGCUCCGCCGACGAAGCUAUUUCACACUGCGAGAGAAACGGCUGGAGAUGGUUUGUUGACAAACCGGAAGUGAUCGAGAAGAGCCGGGUAAAGAAUUAUGGUGUCAACUUUUCUUGGAAUAAGCGUACACGCGUGUCCACUAAGUGAAGCGUCAAAUCAUACCGCGUUUUAGAUUGUUUGUAAAUACCAGAGAACAGAAGUUAAUACAUCCUCUGCUGAUGGUGAAAACUGAGUCAAAGCCAA